CAAAAGUGUCACUGAACGGGCCAUCAGGCAAGUGUCAUUUUUGGAAAACAAGUUCUGCUGUUGCGGCGAAAUAUUUGCAGUUAUUUGUAUAAUCAUGGAUACAUUACAAUUAACACCUAAAGUCGAAGCUAGCCAGUCUACGGAUGAAGAGCCGUUGAAGAAAAUAUUCGAUGACGCUAUGAAGAUAUACGAUAACAUUGAAAAAGGUAGCGAGCCGACAAAUAGUAAUGCCGUUCAGCUAAGCGUAAAAUCAGCAAUAGCAAAAUUCGAGAAGGCCACAAACCUGGUGUCCAUGACGGGCAUGUUCAGUAAGAACGAGAGCCUGGACGAGCUGCCGACGGAGACCCUGCAGUAUCUACUGCUGCCCGCCCUGCUGGGGUCUCUCAGUCUGAAGCUGUGUAACCAACCACGGCUGGACCUGGUCAAUGUCGCUGAGAUUUAUUUUAGAGACUACCUACAGAGGUGUAAGGACUAUGGAGUGACAGACCUUGAGGUACCACAGACUAGCACACCCUCAAAUGCAGUUGAUAGGCCACAGAGUGAACAGGCUAAGAUUGCAGGUUUGGUCCAAACAAGAGAAGCGAAGAUCAGAAGGUACAAGGAGAACAAAGAGUUACAAGAACAACUCAGCAAGCUGUCCAAAGCCAUGGAGAGCUCGGCAGACGAGGAGACCAAGAGAGCGUACUUCUUGAAGCUGCUGCAGAGUUACAUCAACCAGUCCUUUGAGGAGCUCAGCAGUAUUGAGCAAGAGAAGUCUAUUCUAGAGUAUAUGGCUAAGCAUGCUGGAGAGCCGAAGCCUAAAGAACGUCCCCGAGCGCCCCUGAAGCCGGUCAUCAUAGCUCGCGACGCGGUGCAGAAGGCGGUGUUCGGCGCUGGAUACCCCGCCAUACCCACUUAUACGGUCGAGGAGUUCUAUGAUCAAAGGGUUAAGGAGGGGAUUUUCCCCGGCGCGUGCACGAAUAUACCGCACACCACCAUACAGAACACAGAGAACGAUGCGGAUGAAGAAGAGAGGAUACGAAAGGAACGUCUGGUAGAACAAGACGACCCUGAAGAGAGAGCCAGACAGAACAAUAUGGAUGAGUACAAGGACGACCACCGACGCGGCUGGGGGAACCGGUACAACAGGAGCUAGACAACUCCAUACUAGACUACCAACCAUCCUCCAUCGAACCAUGCUGGCCAACUGACAAGCAAUAUGGCUCAAGAAGUUGGCCCACUAUAACCUAGGAUGGCCCACUGUGAAAUAUUGGCCUACUGUAUGAAUGUUAGCUCUUUGUUCUCGAAAAUGUUGGGCCACUAAACCCUAUAAUGGCCGACUGUAUCCCAAGAAGUUGGUUCACUAUACUAAGGCCCACUGUACAUGAAAAUGUUGGCCCACUUUGUCUUACGAUGGCCCACUGUAACUCAAGAAGCUGUCCCGCUGUAUGUAUAGGGGAUAAAGAUACCCUACGAAGACUCGCUAUAUUCAAAAAUGUGAGCCCACUGUACCGCACAAUGGUCCAUUAUAUUUCAAGAAGUCGGCCCAACUACGUUUGCAGCAUGGGAGAUGACGUCAUCAAUCGUCAUAGUCUACUCGAUACAGUUGGUCAAUGCUACUGUUUGAAGAGUUUACCAACUGAGUGUUUAAUGUAUGUAAUGUAUGCAGACUGUGGGUUCUCGAAUGUGAGAUACAUAAUAUUGUUUGCUGUACCGGAUUUUGUUUAAAUGAAAUGGAUAAUGUAUUAUUUUGUUGUUAUUACAGACUGCUGUAUAGA
Messenger RNA from Helicoverpa armigera (cotton bollworm), 1757 nucleotides. RefSeq names its product immunoglobulin-binding protein 1 (gene Tap42). Gene Ontology annotation, cellular component: cytosol. The coding region runs from base 95 to 1135 and encodes 346 amino acids. The record is from RefSeq and is a predicted model, not a curated record. The transcript has 7 exons. NCBI's taxonomy places the organism in Eukaryota, Metazoa, Arthropoda, Insecta, Lepidoptera, Noctuidae. Gene Ontology annotation, biological process: regulation of signal transduction; regulation of dephosphorylation. Gene Ontology annotation, molecular function: protein phosphatase 2A binding.